AUGUACGUAAGCCUCUACCCGUACGGAUACCCUACGGCAGGUCUACCACCACCACAAGCAACAGCACCACCGCCAACAGCAACUGUGCCUUCGGAGUUUACAACACCGUCCACGUUCUUCACCACAACUGGACAACAUUUUGCGGGUUUGAACCCCCAAGAUCUGUUUCUGCCCUAUUUUGGAGCCUUUCCUGGUCUGAACGGGGUCCCGUCUGCAGGUAUACCCCAGCAACAGAUCCAGCAACCCCACUACCUCACCAGCACUCAGUCAUCAGUCUCCCCACUUGUGGUCUGUAGAAAGAGAGGCAGUGAAGAACUCAUGUCUCACGUUACUUUGCUCGCUAACGGAAAUGGGCUCAGUCCCAUACACUCACCCACAGACAUCGCCGACGCUAAGAAGGCUAAAUUAGAUGGCUCCACUAGCCAUCCUUCACGAGUGGUCCAUGUUCGAAACCUCCCACUUGAGGCUGGGGAAACAGAUGUUGUCCAGCUUGGCUUGCCCUUUGGGAAGAUGACCAAUGUCCUUGUGUUGAGGCAGAAGAACCAGGCUUUCCUGGAGUUUGAAGAUGAAGCUAGUGCUGUUGCCAUGGUGAACUAUUUUCUAACCAAUCCAGCGCAAGUUCGCCUCAAGCCAGUCUACGUUCAGUUCUCCAAUCACAGGGAGCUCAAAACUGAUCCGUCUCAUGCUGCACAG
Messenger RNA from Candidula unifasciata, 693 nucleotides. The record is from the annotation of a GenBank genome assembly. Lineage: Eukaryota; Metazoa; Mollusca; Gastropoda; Stylommatophora; Geomitridae.